AUGUAUGUGGUCCCACCUCCUCCGGAUCCGGCUGCCGGAGCUAUGGCAGACUCCGCUGUUGAUGGUGACGAUGGGGAGGGUCAGCUCAGGACUUACCAGGCAUGGAAAGGCAGUAAUAAAUUUUUGCUCCAAGGGAGGCUUAUAUUUGGACCGGAUGCGAGAUCUAUUCUGUUAACUAUCUUUCUUAUUGUGGCUCCUGUUGCUGUUUUCUGCGUCUUUGUUGCAAGAAAGCUGAUAGAUGAUUUUUCUCUUCACUUGGGAAUAUCAGUAGUAUUCUUUGUCAUUGUUCUGACAUUACUAGAUUUAACCUUUCUUCUACUAACAUCAGGAAGAGAUCCUGGUAUAAUACCUCGUAAUGCUCAUCCUCCAGAGCCGGAAGGUUAUGAAGGUCACACUCCACUUACUCCUGGCCAAACCCCACCUUUCCGUUUGCCACGCACAAAGGAUGUUAUCAUCAAUGGGAUAACUGUGAAGACCAAGUACUGUGAUACCUGUAUGCUUUAUAGGCCCCCACGCUGUUCUCACUGUUCCAUAUGCAACAACUGUGUGCAAAGAUUUGACCAUCAUUGCCCUUGGGUUGGUCAGUGCAUUGGAUUGCGGAACUAUCGGUUCUUCUUCAUGUUUGUCUUUACUUCAACAAUUCUCUGCUUAUAUGUACACGCAUUUUGCUGGGUCUACAUUAAGAGGAUUAUGAAUAGCGAGGAGACGUCAAUUUGGAAAGCAAUGUCCAAGACUCCUGCCUCUAUUGCGCUAGUGGUUUACUCCUUUGUUUCAGUUUGGUUUGUUGGUGGUCUUACUGUGUUCCACUCGUACCUCAUCAGUAAAAACCAGUCUACCUAUGAGAAUUUUAGAUACCGGUAUGAUGGGCUGGCUAACCCAUUUGAUAGAGGAUUGAUUGAGAACUUCAAGGAGAUAUUCUGCUCUAGCAUUCCUCCAUCUAAGAACAAUUUCAGGGAAAAAGUUCGAAAGGAACCUGCCAUUCCACCUAGACUGGUAGCUAGUAGUUUUGUCAGUUCAAGCAUGGAAAAAUCUGCUGGUGACAUAGAGAUUGGGAGGAAGCCAGUGUGGGAUGAGGCUGCCGGAGAUGUUGAUGAUUAUGAUGGCACAGAUCCUCCCCCACAGGGUAUGGAAGGGCGUAGCGUCAUGCAUUCUAGACGAUCAAGUUUGGGUAGAAAAAGUGGCAGCUGGGAUAUAUCACCUGAUGUUCUUGCUUUAGCAGCUGGAAUGGGGGAAUCAAAACGGAUGGCUAGUGGCAGUGGUGACAACUUGACAUCAGAUGCCCAACAAUCUAAGAGGCAUACUAAGUUGUAA
This is a messenger RNA of Dovyalis caffra, 1311 nucleotides long. The record is from the annotation of a GenBank genome assembly. NCBI's taxonomy places the organism in Eukaryota, Viridiplantae, Streptophyta, Magnoliopsida, Malpighiales, Salicaceae.